CUAUAAUCAACCAACGAUUUCAGUUUUCCUUAACUUUAUCAUCUCUCUUUCUGCACCGUCAGUUUCUAUCGCUUUACACAAGACUUCAAUCAAAUACUCAUAUUCAUACGAUACAUAGCCACUCAACGAAUAUUUUAUUAGUGAUAUUCCUCAGUCUUCCAAACGACUCUCAUCUAAUACACCAUGGAGUCCGAACAGGCCAUGGUCCCGAGGAACAUACCCGUUUCUGAGGAAUUGUGGCGUGAGUGGAAGGAUUUCAUCUACGAAGAAUUUAUUGUCAAUGAUCGUGGGAUUCAUGAGGUCUUCGAGAGUCUAAAGCAACGAAACCCUCAAGUAACGAUGGCACAAUAUCGUACCAAACUUAGAGACUGGGCUUUUUGCAAAAACUUAACUGCUAAGAACUGGCGCUACGUCGCGCACUCAAUCCAGAAGAGGAGGUCCCAAAAUAAGGAUACUGCUGUAGUACUCUCGGGGAAGCGGAUUCCUCAAACGAAAGUGAAAAACCUAACAGGCCGCCACAAGACGGUAACCCUUCGCGACAAAUGGAGACCUCCUCCCAGUCCAGAACUUCCCAAUACAGAUAUCCCCCUUUACAUAUGCACACCCCGAGCCGCUUCGCCUGUUGAAACUCCAGGCUAUGAAUGGCCAAAUUCUCUUCCAUGGUUUCAACUCUGCGAAUCUAUCCUGCCAAAGUUAAUGUCCGGUCUAAAAUUAUUACCUGAAAAUGAGACGGGGGCGGCGAGCUUUGAAACCAGUUCCCAGGAAAGGAGACUACGUGAAAGGCGCCAAUCCAAUGGACAUAUGGCGUGGGCUGCCUUUGAGAUACUCGUCCGACAAAGUAUGAAGAUUGUGAUAGGUUCGGACACGCUUGUUGAAACCCUGCUAUUGAGAAAGAGCGUCGACCGCAUCUCGGGGUAUCUAGACGAUGUCAUUCCACCUCAUUCGCUUGACGAAAAUUUAAGAAGAGCAGUCAUUUUAACGGGUGGUACACGCUCUGAAGUACUGGAAGAAGUACUAAAGAUUCUUCUGUUUUUGUCAUCAAAUUUUAUCAUCAUGGACAGGUACAAAAAUUAUGGGCUUCAAUAUUUCGAACAAGCUCGAGCUUUUAUAGAUGUGUUUCGCAUGUCUGGUCUGGCCGAGGCACAAACACUGGCAAAAUUAGUCGAAGCCUCGCUUAACAAUCCAACCGUGACAGCUGUAAUUGAUGUAUUAUACGACGCAGCUGUCGCCACGGAAGCAGCAGAUAUUGUCUUUAAAUUACUUGCAGCCGAUGGUCGAAUUCAUAUCGAUCACCCUGUUUUAUGGUCUCAACGUAUUGACUACGCAACUCCCAGUUCGGCGUUACAAUCCGCAUGUGUCAAUGGCUCUCUUGAGUUCGCGAGCCAUAUGAUCAGAGCCGGUGCUAGCAUUACUGCAUAUGACGAGCUCGGAUACUCGCCUCUAAUGCUUGCUGCACUUGCUACACCCAAUAGUAGGGCAAUUCAACUCGUCCAAUUGCUGCUUCAACAAGGUGCAAUUUUGAAUGAUGAACAGCUAUCAAAAUCGUUAUGUAUAGCGAUUAUGAAAGGAAAUUUCCAGCUAAUCGACCUAUUACAUGAAUUAGGAGUAAACUUUACUCUCAUGUGUCCUGUUACUGAACCUCCUUUUACCCAGUGGGAAUUCACGGCAGAACUAGACUAUGUAACGUGCAUAGGACUGGCUGCUCACUAUAAAACUGAAGACAUUACAAAGAUGAACUGGUUUACAAAUGUGACUGGUAGAAUUCUAGAUUAUGAAGAGGUGGGGGAGGGGGCGGAUGAGGAUAUUUCUCUGCGCCUGGUAAAACACAUCCUUGACCGGGCUGGUCCUAAGUUUGAUAUCGAUGGAAAGCAUAAAUCCGAUGCGAUUAUACUUGCUUCCCAGCGCGGAUAUAACAGUGUUAUUUCAUUCCUGUAUCACAGUGGCGCACGACUCGACUCUGAGAAUGGGUGUCUGGAUCCUAUUCGCGCCGCGGUGAUUUGGGCUAAUGUUGAAACAUGUCGACUCCUUCUAGAGCUUGGGGCGUCAGCUCAACCCGAUUCGCAUCGUCUAAAGUGGAGGCGUAUCAAUUACAAUCUAUGGGGGCAUGCUGGAGUCCGUCCGGCCCGGUUAUCCCUCCUGCAUAUCGCAGUAUACUACGAUUCUCAAGAGAUAGUAGACCUUUUGAUUCGGGCUGGGGCGGAUAUCAAUUACAUAUGCCGUAUAUACAUGUAUGACCAGGACCCGGAAAUUGGGGAAGGAUAUAAAUUUCAAAUUGGGCCCAUGGAUGAAGAAGAAGAGGGGGAGGAGGAGGAAGACUAUGACGACGAUGAGAGUGAAAGAGCAUACGAAGGAGAGAUGAUUUACACUUCACCAUUACAUUUGGCGAUACGUAUCGGCGCCUGGAAAUUCGCAUUGUUUCUUGCUAACUUAGGGGCAACUCCUACCUGUGGUGAUCUAUUCCGUUCCGCGGAGGCUGGGCAAUAUCAAUUAGUUAACCAACUAAUUGAGCUAGGAGCGGACAUGAGUGAAGGGGCUAAUGCACUUCAUAUCUCAAUUUGCAAUGAGCAUGAACCAGUUGCAUUGCAGUUGCUUAAAUCAGGUGUGGUAGUUGGACACGAUACUCUUAUUUCCGCAUUCACAUACGGACAUCAUAAACUCGCUAUAGAGCUAAUCGAAACCGGAGUCCAAUUAUAUGAAUCAGAACUAUCAUGGGCUUUCCGGAUACCAAACGAAUUAAAAGUGCGGUCUAUCCUGCAAUCCCGAGAACCGUACCAUUAUCUCAACAACAGAAGCCCAGAUGGAAGAAGUUUCUUGGAAAACGCCAUCCUAAGUGGUGACCUUGAGGUCAUGAGAUUUGCUCUUUCACUAGACGCCGCCGCUUAUGACUCAGGUGCACUAUGUGCCGCUGUUAUCACUAUCGUCAGAUCAUCGCUGAUAGGCAUGAACGAAAUAUUAGAUGAAGUACUUUCAAGGCGAGAAGUCGCAAAGAACGGUCAAUCUUUUGAUCCCAUUUUGGAGAAUACAGCUAUAUCCAUAGCCGCUUACUACAAGCGAAUAGAUAUCGCCAUACGUAUCAGGGGGGUUGACGCUUGGAAUACCAACGUUGCAGUACUACCAAAAAAGACCGUAUGGGUCCAUGAAAAAGAUCCCACUGAUGAAGAAGAUUUCAUUGAUGAAGAGGACUUUGUUAAUUACCACGACUUCGACAUCUCUAUUGUUACAAUGAGUGAAUACUAUAUCUCUACCUCUUCCUCAUCACAAUGGUACAACUGGCACGAUCCCGAUAAAUGGCUUGUCUCUCCCUUGUUCCUCGCAAUUAAGAGCAAUAGUGAAUCGACUGUAGAAGAACUUCUAGAACUGGGAUACGAGCCUGACGGACAUACUCUUAAAGCCGCCAUCGAAAAAGGGCUAUCCGACAGCUUGAUCACUCGGCUUGCAGAAUGCUGCACAGACAUAAAUGCCUUGGGAGCUCUCGGUAUGGCUCGACCCGAAUCACCAGUCCAUGUAGCUGCCAGGUCAGGAAAUAUAAACUUGGUGAAAUUCCUAUUGAGUAACGGAGCAGACCCAAACGUCGGAAGAUGGGAUGUGAACGAAAAGACACUUGGCGAACUUAUUCUACGUCGGGAUCACGAUAUGCUCCAUCUCUUGCUUCAACACGGCCUCAAUGUCAAAAUUACACCGCAACUUAUAAGAAGAAGCAUAACAGCAUUGCAAAUUGCAGUUAUGAAGGGCUAUAUUGGCAUUGUUCGUCAUCUUCUUGCAUGUGGUGCUGAUCCAAAUGUUAGACGAGAGAGGAUAGUAUCAGUGUAUGGGCCUACUGCUAUUGUAACAGCUGCAAAAUUCGGUCGUAUUGAUAUAGUGAGGCUCCUGCUCGACUCUGGCGUCGUUACAGAUGGCCCUGGGCGACUUCCGUAUAUUGAGGCAGUUAUCACGUCGAAAAUCAAAGGUGACGUGGCUAUUUUACAACUUUUAGUGUUGUAUCGAAGGUGGACGGCAAUUGACUUUCUAUUAUUGGCAACAUGCAUCUUCGCAGAUUAUUCUGGAAGUUGGUCAGCUUCAGAUCGGUAUACAGAGGUAGUCAAGGGACUUGAAUUAAUGCUAUCUUCCCUUCCUGAUUUGGAAACAGACGGUCUCGAAGCGAUAGAAGCAACGAUAAGGCAAGAGAAAAUAAGAGGUUUCUCCAGACACAUUCCAAUAUAUAGUAACGAUUUGGUUCGUUUAUUUAGGACUAUCGUCAAUUAUAUAACACCUAUUACCGAAGAGACGGAUGUUUGGUCUGGAAUCGUCAGGUAUCUCCGUAUCACAACUCCGGGUCGUUCCCUGCCCCGGAUCCAAAUAGAUCCGUUGGAAGAAGUAACCAUAUUCGACGUGGAGACAUUGGAAGAAACCGAAGCAGCGAGGGACAUAUCCGAUCCUGAUAUAUGCUUGGACCUUGCAGAAGAGGAAUCUACCGGCAUCCAAUUAGGACCACGGUGCGGGAACGAAGAAGAAGAGAGGAAUCGACGGAUUCUAGACGAUCUCCUAGGCGAGAGGGAGGCCCCAUUUGAAUCAGUAGAGUGGCAGUGGUAGAGCUUGCACCCUAAGAUAUGACAUUGACGGAAGUAUGAUGUGGUGGUUUACUUGUACUAUAACCUUUUUCUAUCCCUUCCCUAUAUUUUAUCGCACUUGCCUUUUCUCUCCAGCUAGACUAUUAUCUUGACAAGAUAGUUAGUUAGAGGAAUAUGCCUAGGUUUUAUUACUGGUCUCUUUUAUGAUUUCAGGGGUUACAAUGCUGCCAACAUGGCCCUUGCAGUUUACGUAUCCAAGGAUAUUUAAACCUCUACCCUUCUG
This is a messenger RNA of Daldinia decipiens, 4830 nucleotides long. RefSeq names its product ankyrin. The coding region runs from base 184 to 4569 and encodes 1461 amino acids. The record is from RefSeq and is a predicted model, not a curated record. Gene Ontology annotation, molecular function: protein binding. The transcript has 3 exons. NCBI's taxonomy places the organism in Eukaryota, Fungi, Ascomycota, Sordariomycetes, Xylariales, Hypoxylaceae.